Messenger RNA from Durusdinium trenchii, 1530 nucleotides. The record is from the annotation of a GenBank genome assembly. NCBI's taxonomy places the organism in Eukaryota, Dinophyceae, Suessiales, Symbiodiniaceae.
UCACACUUUGGCCACUUGAAUCCACUUGAAGCGUCACGCUGGCGCAGUGUCCGCGCUCUGAAAAAGGAUGGGCGCGCCGAUCAGCCGGAACAUGUGCUGCAGCAUCCGCGACAAGGAUGGAUUCGGCAAAGCCUUUGCACAAAGUCCACAUUUCAACUGCAGUGAGGUGGAGCUCCCCCUGGAGUCGCCCUCGUUGGUCGCUUUCUCACCGCUGUGGGCCAUGGGCACACGGCGCUUGGCUGUGGCCAAUGCCCACACUGUCCAUAUCUAUCGAAUGUCCGACAGUGGAAAGUUUGAAAUGCCCACCCUGGAAAGCACCCUAGAGAUGGAGGACGGCUUCGUGAUAACUGCGCUCAUCUUCCGUGAUGAGGACACCGCACGGGCGUUCGUCAUCGCCUCCAAGCCCGAGAAUCGAGCACGAGGCGUCAACAUCAAGAUCUGGCCUUGUGACGCAGCGCCAGGAGUCUUAGAGACGACACAGAUUGCUCCAAGAGCCCUGCAGCGAGAGGGUUUCAUCGCCUCCCUUGAGGAACACGUCGCACCUGUCACUCACCUAGCGGUCAAUUCCACCUAUUUGUUCUCCUGCGACUCCUCUGGAGAGUGCAGGGGUUGGCAGAAGAACAGGUCUAUGGCUUUGCGGGCCACUGCACGCUUACAUAAGGGUGCUGUGGUGGAUUUCGCCGUGGACCGGCACUUCGUCUACUCCUUGGGCGAGGAGAUGAACCUUCGAAUCUGGUCGACCGAGCUCAAAGAGGUCGUCGUGAUGCCCAUUGGCCACGUCGAGGCCUCCUGCCUCAUGGGUGAUAUGGCCGCGCCGGUCCUGAGCCCACCCAAGGGCACCGAUGAGAAGGAGGCUGCCUCGUCAUUCCAGCUCUCAAGGCUCUCAGCUCUGAAGCGGCCGGUGUCCAGAUGGUCCGGCGGACAGGCAGCUUCAGGCCGUGGCAGCACCAAUACGCCGCGCGGUUUGCUUUUUGUGGCGGGCGUCAUGGCAAAGGGCCAAUCUGCAGCGGGUGAGAACGCUGCAGUGCUGAUGGAAUGGACCAUAGCAGCGGCACCAGUUUGUCAGGGCGCAGUCAUAGCGCACGACGUGCCCAUUGUGACCAUCGCCUAUGGCCCCUUUGACAACGGCCCCUUGAUCACAUGCGAUGGACGUGGCCUUUGUCGCGUUUGGGAUUGCUCACCCAGGCUGUGGUGCUCACAACAGAUCGAAGCCUCACCAGGUGCUCCGCGAUCGCUCGCCAAAGUCAGCGUGGCGUCGGACCCUUUGAACUGCUCCCUUUACUCCGUGGCAGGCGAGAAGAGGCUUCUGGUGUGGUGCCAGAGGGGCGCUGGUGAAUAGACUUGACCUGGCGUCAUCGAUUAGAAAAGCCGGUCUUGCCACCAGCCCAUCAGUCAUUUGGAGCUAGUUGCCAGUAUUACUGAUGGUUUGGUAUGGUUUGGUACCUUCUGAUGUGAGCCUAGCAAGUUUCCUGUUCAUGCGGAGAGAGAGGGUCGGCAGCUCGGAGAGGCAUGACUGUGGGUCCGUCCGUG